This is a messenger RNA of Prunus persica (peach), 1352 nucleotides long. Its product is annotated as zinc finger Ran-binding domain-containing protein 2. NCBI's taxonomy places the organism in Eukaryota, Viridiplantae, Streptophyta, Magnoliopsida, Rosales, Rosaceae. The transcript is spliced from 4 exons. Gene Ontology annotation, cellular component: cytoplasm. Gene Ontology annotation, molecular function: mRNA binding. Bases 447 to 848 code for a protein of 133 amino acids. The record is from RefSeq and is a predicted model, not a curated record.
CUGAGGUGAUCAACUAGCUAGUUUUUCUCACCUUUACAAACCCACUUGACUUCUAACUCCCAAGAAGUAAGUAAACUAGUUGAGUGUAGAAUCCCAACAUAAAUAUGAAGAAACAAUCUUUAGGAAUCCUAUACAUAUACACAUAUGCAUAUUAAGGAAACGAAAAAGGAAAACCAAUCUGAAGAAAGCUGGCAGAGAAUAAAACAGAGGAACAUCCAUGGCCCCCACAUAUGAAGCCUUCAACAAGUAGUAUAUAAACCUCCCUUGGCCAUUCAAACAACAUCACCAAACUCAUUGAAAAAUUAAGAUAAACCUCCCUUACCCUUUCAAACAAGAUCGCCGAACUCAUUGACAAAUUAAGUUCUCUCUUCUGCAACAAGCUUUUUAGUACAGACCAAGCAGAGCUUCUACUAAGCCUUUUCUUACCCUUCAGAGAGGAAUUAAGAAUGAGCUGGGCAGGAGGAGAUUGGAUGUGUGGUGCAUGCCAGCACUUGAAUUUUAAGAAGCGCGACACAUGCCAACGUUGCGAGUACCCCAAGUAUGGUGGCCCUGAUCCAUCAACAUAUAUAUGCAACAGGACGGAGGUGUUGGCAGGGGACUGGUACUGCAACUGUGGAACUCACAACUAUGCCAGCAGACCCAAUUGCUUUAGAUGUAGUGCAAUGAAAAGUGACUAUGGCGGUGCCUAUAGCAUGAUGCCUUCUGCUGCCUAUGGAUCUGAUGGCAGUUCCCCACCUGGAUGGAAAUCUGGUGACUGGAUGUGCAAUAGAGUUGGAUGUGGAGUGCACAAUUACGCGAGUCGGACAGAAUGCUUCAAAUGCAAAACACCAAGAGAUUAUGGUCUGUAACACAUGCUCUAUUUUGAUCAAGUGGUGCUGUUGAAGAAAAUGGAGUGUAGAAGACUCUCUUAUGCACCAUCUUCAUCAUAUCUCUUUUCGCACUGAUCCCUCGUCAAAUGCUGUCUAUUUUUUUUCCUCUACUUUUCUUUUUAGAGAAAAAUAAGCUUAGGUUGAUCAUGGUUGAAGGCACAUUUGCACAGGCAUAGCCAUUCCACUGACAACUGUAUUAGGGAGGGUUUUCUAGAUUCAUGUUGCAAGGAAGGUGCUCUUCCAUGAAUCCCAGAAAUCCCUUCUUCUCUCUCUCUAGUUUUAAAUUAAUGGAGUAACUAAGUUUGUCUGUACCUAUCAUCUCUCUCUCUCUCUCUCUCUCUCUCUCUCUCUCUCUCUCUCUCUCGGGUUGUGUGUGUGUGGGGAACAUGCAAAAUUGAUAAUGCAUUACUACUUUUGUCAUGAGAUGGUCCAACAUUGGCAGUGGCUACAAAGAUCGACAGAGAAAUUCAAAAAAAAAAAAAA